Molecule: messenger RNA, 5525 nt
Organism: Xenia sp. Carnegie-2017
Lineage: Eukaryota; Metazoa; Cnidaria; Anthozoa; Malacalcyonacea; Xeniidae
Product: androglobin-like
Biological process (GO): proteolysis
Molecular function (GO): calcium-dependent cysteine-type endopeptidase activity; oxygen binding; heme binding
Source: RefSeq, a predicted model, not a curated record
CAAAAGAAUGUGAAAAAUCGCAAAAAGCAAUAAAAUGCACGAAUGAUUGUGGGAAUGAGGAUGACGAAUGAAGAACAAACAGAUGGCUGCGAAAACACCGAAGAAAAAGGACUCGAAAGAACGCGUUUCUUCGUCCAAUGGGCCUAAAAUUAUCCUCUUGAAAUGCCUUGAAAGUUUGUUCGCCAUCUACUCGCAAACGACGAAAUUCAUUAAAUUACUGUUUAAAUGUGGUAAUAAGCUCAUUUGCGAGGGUAUUAACGAUCUGUCAAAGUGGGUUAUGGAUCGAGUCGCGUCUUUGGCAGGACCUCUACGUAAUUUGCGCAAUCGUAGACAACCAAAUUCUUACGUUGGGAAUGAUAGCAAGGUACAAAAGACUAAGCUUCCAAUAACUAUCUGGCCAGAAUGGAGUGAUCAGGAAAUAGCUUCAGAAAAAUGGGACACAGCUCAUAAAGGGAAAGAUAAAGAAAAGGGAAAAAGCCCAAAUUUGCAUGCGUUUGAAGACCCUGAAGGACGUGUAGAGUUACCAUCUGUCAUUCAGUCAAGUGUUGAAUAUUGGAAAAGACCAAUUGAUUUCAUUGAGGAUAAGGCACUUGUGGUUGUGGAUCCCGACAGUUUUAAAGAUAAAGAAAUUGAUUUAUUGACCUGUAGUAGGGAUGUCAUUAGCGUUUCUGAGUUAUUACGAUGUAUUAUUGUGGACAUUACAAACUUGUUCAAACUACGACCUCAAAUGGACAGCAUCGAAGCGAAAGUUGUAAAAGACAGCAAAGAUGUGGGUCAGGCUGAUGAGGGUAUUUGGAAACCAUGGCAACAUAUCUGGCCGAAAGAGAAAUCAAAACGGGCAUAUCCUGUUUAUAAUCCCAGUGGGAAGUAUGUCGUUAAAGUCUACUGGUUGGGUUGCUGGCGUAAGAUAACAGUCGAUGACUGGAUGCCAUUCAACUCCCAGGGUCAACUUUUACUUCCAUUGGGUAAAAGACCCAAUGAACUGUGGCCAAUGCUCUUAACAAAAGCUUUAAUCAAGGUCGCAUCUUUAGAUUAUCGAGGUGGGGAACCUCCUUGUGAACAUGGUGAUUUUAGUGUCAUACAGUGUUUGACGGGUUGGAUACCUGAAGUUAUACCAUUAAGGUCGGAACAUAGCAGUAAACUGUGGGAUGCAUUGGGAAAGAUUCUCCCACAUUGGAAAAUAGAAAACUCUAUCACAGUCGAAGAAGCAAAGGAUGUCAAUGUUUUGCCAAUCUCAAGGAAAAGGGAAGAGAAAAAAUCGCGCGAGAAACUGGAGCGAGGCGCGAUUCCUUCACAAACAACUUCGGACCGUCACUCGGAACGCGACAGCAAAAUGCGAGAUAAGGAAAGCAAGGAAAAGUUUCUGAGUAAUGCUGGUAGUAACACAGCGGUUAAGGAACUCGUCAAGGAACCUGAGUUUGCUGUGUUUGCUAGUUACUCAAAUCCGCCUAAGAUACCGCUUACUGUUUCAGUACUUCGUGAAAUGGCAGAUGCAUCAGAGAAACUUCGUCAGUGCGGCCUUUCUCACAAUCAUCCGCACUCAGUCAUGGUAACAUAUCGUCGUGAUUGCCCUCUCGUUGCUCCUCCACCACCUGUAGAAGUACCACGGUGGCGUUUGAUUAGACAAAAACGCAAGAUUCCUCAAGAAGGAAGUUUAAAUCCUGUCGAACCACCGAAAGAACAGCAGUUUCUUGAAAUAGCGUCACCUUUGGUUGGAUUUUCUGUUAGUCCGAUACCUGUAUACAGUGUGACAACUCCCUCUCUCCACAAGCUCGACUCUGAUGACAAAAUAGAAGAAAUCUUAGAAGAAGGAGACAAACUGAACAAUAUUAAUGUGCAUAAGGAGGCUGCCUCACACAAUAAAGGUGACCAGAAAACUGCUGAUCCUGCUGCUGUUGUAGUCGUGGAAACGCAGACUUCUUUAAAAUAUGAUGUGUCUGACGAGAUUGGCAAAUCGGACUGUACGCCAUUUCGUAGUGACAAGUCAGACGAUAGCAAGGACUCGACAAAAUCUCUGAAGGAAUCGCACAGUAAGACUUCGAAAUCAGCGAAGUCUUCGACAUCGUUAAUUCUAGAGAAAGCCAAUAAGACGAAGAAGAUGAGCAAAGAUCAAGCAAACGAAAAAAGAAGUGAUUCUUCGUUGUCCAUCAGAACGCCUGGGGCACGGCGUUUGUCGAAGGCCGAUCUAAAAGAUAAAGAGCUCAAGAAAUUAGCAAAAGGUCUUGAAACAAAGAAUGAAGUCAAGACGGAGGUCGAGCAAGAUAACAAGGAUACUUCUGGAGAUCUCACUAUCACUAUUACUGGGGAAAAUGGAGUACAAUCUGAAGCUCAGGAUGAUAUAUCGAGUCAGCUAGAAACGGUAGCGAAUAAGGGGAAGACAUUUUGGAUAGAAUAUGACGAGUUUUGGAAAUGUUUCGGAACAUUGUAUGUUUAUCACAAGCCUGUUACCUACAUGCAUAAUAAAUCAUAUUUGGAACUGAAGAGUGUGAUAUGUUCAACAAACAAUAAAAAGUCAGGCACUGGCCUGCACAAUUCAAUGGCCACACAGAAUUCGAGCAAAGCUCAGUCUGUUAGUUCAUAUGGCCCAACUGGUCACCAUGCUCUUGCCGGUGUAUCUACAGAUCCCCCAAUACCCUAUCUGCUUGUGGACAGUGUCGAUAAGAUUGAGAUUGUUAUAUGCUUUACGUCUUUGUCCAAAUGGCUAGACCCACCUCAACCCAUUGUUCGGGAGAAAGGUAGAGAUUCUGUCAGUAUCUACGAUUUCAAAGUAGAAUCAGAUACAGAGUUAAGUUCUGUUCCUCCUUCACCUGGGCUUCUUGUGGCCGAAAAAUACGUAUGGCAAAGUAUGGUAACUGGUCAACCGUGCUUUAAAAUAAAAUCGACUGGUUCAAAAGCAGCCGUUCUGGUUCUCUCACCUGGUCGGCACAUGCUGAGAUUUCUUCUCCAAUCUCCAUAUGGCUAUCACGUGGCCUUGUGUUCACAAACUCCUUUCACGUUUGGUGAUGAAGACCAAAUUAUGAGUUUAGCUCAUAAGGAAAGUUGUCGUUUCAUUGAGUAUACAACAAGUGUCUUACAGAACAUCGGCAAUGUUAUAAUGUCUUUUAACGAACUGAAUAAGAACAAUAAAAAAACACUUGACUUGGGUGUUAACGAUCAACCACGUGACAUGCAGGAAAGACAUAGUAAGGUGUUCAUGGCCUGUCUGUUGGAAACAUUGAAUGCUCAAUUUAACGAGGACCUCACGCGGGAUGUGCAAUUUGCUUGGAAGGCCUUCGACUUCAUCUCAAGAGUAUAUCUAAAAGAAAAGUUAGUUUUCCGACCAAGCUCUUCUGCGGAGAUCGAGCGCAUUGGUCGUGUGCAUAAAAAACGUAGUGAGCUGUCACGAUGCCUACCUUCGAAAACCAGUCGCACGUCGAAGAUGGACGAAGAUUAUGCUGCCACUAUAAUUCAGGCUACUUUCCGUGGUUACAUUGUGCGAAAACUCAACAUGGCUUAUAAACCAGACACAGCCAUUCAUGAACAAGUUCAUCUCAAUCUCUCAAAAUCCUGGACAACGAUCGAAAACAACUUGGAAACCUUUUCUGUUCAAUUAUACCGCCGCAUGUACGAGCUUGAUCCACAACUAUUCACAAUGUUCCCAUUUUAUGAAGAUGAAUGGAAAAGAGUGAUACACAAUGAUUACAAUGGUGCCUUUCCUGAACAGCCUGCAAACAUAUGGUUUUUAUUGUUCAGGGAAGUGUUCUUUGUGGAACGAGAUAUCCUAUCGUUACCUAAAAUGUACACCAAUAUCCCUACGUGUUUUCUACGUGUUAUCAAUAACGAUACUCUUGAUGAAAUACCCAAAGUGUUUCAGCGAGUUGUACCGUAUGAGUUUACUAAAAACAAGCGUGGAUACACAUUCCUGGCUGAAGCCAGAACGAUUCAAUCUCCUCUCGCAUCCGGGAAGUUUCGAUUGCGAGUGAUUGGCUCAUCAGUACCCCUGCCUGCUCCUGAAGGCGAUUCCGUGAAUACGCAGUUUGUCACCAAGGAGAUCAAGGAAUAUUAUAUACCUAACAAAGACCGUGUUAUUCUCAGAUAUUCAAUACUAGUGAGUGAAGAUCAGUUGAUUUCUGUGCAACUCUGUACAUCCAAAAUUGAUGUUCUUAUUAAACUGCAAAUAUUAGAUCAUGAUGUGGAAGUAGUGAGCUCUUGUGGUCGAGGACAUGCAGUGAUACCUGUGUACAUUGUGAGGCGAGAUAGAACUGUUGGCGAAGCAGACCAUAAGUACCGGAAGCGAGGUUCCAGACCUCCCAGUAAAGACAGCGGUAAUAACGGUGAGCCAGCUACUGGUCGUGCUGGGACGGCCGUAGGCAAGACACCUAAGUCAAAACCUAAGAAAGGCAAAGAUCAUUCACCCGUUCAAUCUAGACCCGGAUCUUCUUUUGAAAAACGCAGCCACAGUCGUAAUUUGCGUCAUAGUAUAACUCAGGAAGAAGACAUAAAACCUCAGCUUCAUAAAUACAUUAUCCAAGCGCUUGUGUUGCGCGACAGUUGGCCUCUCACCAGAGAAUCGUGGGAUUUUGUCCUUGCACAGAAGAACGCUGAAAAACAAGAUUCGCUUGACUAUGUUUUAGAUUCGUCUAUUCGCGUCGAAAAGUCCGCUAGUCAAAUAAAACAGAAGAAAACCAAAGACGGAAAAGAAAGUCGACUGGGUAAAAAUCAAUCCGGAUCCCGUCCCAACUCGCAGCAGUUGAAUUUCGACUUGAUGAGACCGCAUUGGACACUGAGGGUGAUUGCUGAUGCCAAUUUAGCGGAUGAUUUAGAGGUAAAGAAGGAUACCGAACGUCAGGACGAAAUACGCGCAAUGAAAGCUGCUUGGGAAGCUGCACAGCCGGGUAGAGCUGCUAAGGCUUUUCAAAGUCGUCAGAGGUUCUUGAAUGAAAACUUGAUUAAAGUAAAAUAUUUUGAAACUGAGGAGGGUUAUCAAGGCGAUGAACACAGUGAUACAACUACAAUUGAAGGAAUCUCGUCGUCUACGUCAGUUCUUGCUGGUAAUAAUGCUGAUCAAAACGACAGCUUCACAGAACCUCCAGCGAGGCAGCCUAGUCGUGUAUUAAAACCAUUUGAUAUCACUCCAUACGUCAGAUAUAGAGGUAAGCGUAUUGUAUUAGAUGAAGCAGAAGAGAACAGGCGACGACAGGAAAAACAGGAAAUGUUUCGUCAACACAAAGUUUGGCGGGAAGAGGUCGAAAAGAGAAGAGAUAUGGACAGACAACUGAGAAAUCUGGCGAAAGAAAGACAAAUACAAAUGGCCGAAGAGUGGCAGGCUGCCUUAGAUAAAGUUCGUGUUGAUAUCAACAAGGCUCGAGAAGCUUACAGACAAACCUUAAUUGUUGAGGAACCACCAGCGGAAGAAGAGGUAGAUGAACCCAUUAAAGACCGUUCGCCUUCUGGAAAGGGAAGAAAGACCAGUAAAAGUCCUAAAGGAGCUAGAAAGUCUGCUAAAACAAAGAAGAAAUGAAACAGAAACGGAUUUUAUCGUUGGA